Messenger RNA from Blumeria graminis f. sp. triticale, 213 nucleotides. The record is from the annotation of a GenBank genome assembly. Lineage: Eukaryota; Fungi; Ascomycota; Leotiomycetes; Helotiales; Erysiphaceae.
AUGUUUGUUUUUUUGUUUUCUAUUUUUCGUCCGCAUGGACGCCAGUGCUUACUGCCCUGGUGGCUUCGCCCUUGCUACUUCCUAACUAGGUUUGCAGGGCAAUUCUCUAAUUACAUGAUUGCGUGUAGCGUAGCACCUGCACUUUUACAGCCAGUCCCCAAGGCUCAUUACUCCUUUGAUGUAUUACCGCCACUCUUGGGAUGCUACUCAUAG